Molecule: messenger RNA, 750 nt
Organism: Prunus armeniaca (apricot)
Lineage: Eukaryota; Viridiplantae; Streptophyta; Magnoliopsida; Rosales; Rosaceae
Source: the annotation of a GenBank genome assembly
AUGAAGAAGCUCUUUUCUUGUUGCCCUGCACUUGAAGAUUUGAUUAUAGAUGGAAAUGUUGAGAAAAUCCCCGGAGACGCUGAUUCGGUCUUCAGUUUAAAUGUUUCUGCACCCAAACUAAAAAUACUACAAAUAAGUUUGAUGGGCAGUUGGAUGAGGAAUGUUUCUAUCACAGUCAAUGCUCCACAGCUUGAAACGUUGGAUCUCAUGGAGAAUUUUUUCGCCACCUAUUCUUUGAAGAAUGCAAAAACCCUAAGCAAAGCCAAGGUUGAUGUCCAAGUGUAUAGGAGAUAUCACGCUGAUCCUGGCAUUGAUUAUGCUCAUCGCACGCAUAGGCUUUUUUCAGGAAUUAUCAAUGUUAAAUCUCUGUCUCUUGCAGCUCCCAUUUUGACAAAUCCUUGCCUCGACUUUCAAGGUCCGCUGCCUAAGUUCUAUCAUUUGAACCACUUGGAGGUACGUCUUAAAACCUGCUCCUCCUGGAAAUCACUGACAAAGUUGUUCGAGAUAUCACCCAAUCUGGAGAGUCUUGUCUUUGAAAAUAACAUCAAGUGUCAUGCCGAUCAUGACAAGAAUGAUCAAUGGUGUCAACCAGAGACUGUGCCUAUUUGUUUGUUCUCAAGCCUCAAGACCGUUCAGCAUGACAAGAAUGAUCAAUGGUGUCAACCAGAGACUGUGCCUAUGUGUUUGUUCUCAAGCCUCACUGUUUGCGUACGGGAUUCAGAUGGCAGUCAGAUGAGAUGGAAGCCGUGA